This is a messenger RNA of Striga hermonthica, 862 nucleotides long. Lineage: Eukaryota; Viridiplantae; Streptophyta; Magnoliopsida; Lamiales; Orobanchaceae. The record is from the annotation of a GenBank genome assembly.
GGUACUGCACAGAGGAACUAGUGAGUACCAAGACAUAGCUCUUCUGGACACAAAGCACUUUGGCAAGGCUUUGGUUAUUGAUGGGAAGAUGCAAAGUGCUGAAAUUGAUGAAUUUAUAUAUCACGAGUGUUUGAUUCAUCCACCGCUCUUAUGUCACCCCAAUCCCAAAACGGUGUUUAUAAUGGGCGGUGGCGAAGGCUCGGCCGCAAGGGAGGCACUGAGGCACAAAUCAGUAGAGAAAGUGGUCAUGUGUGAUAUUGAUCAGGAGGUCGUCGAUUUUUGCAAAAAGCAUCUCACAGCAAAUUACGAGGCUUUCAGGAACCUGAAGCUUGAUUUAGUGAUUAAUGAUGCCAAAGCUGAAUUGGAGGAGAGGAAAGAAAAAUUUGACAUAAUUGUGGGAGAUUUAGCUGACCCAGUUGAAGGUGGGCCUUGCUAUCAGCUCUACACUAAAUCUUUCUACCAAAAUAUUCUUAAGCCCAAGCUCAAUAACAAUGGCAUCUUUGUUACUCAGGCUGGACCAGCUGGGAUUUUUACUCAUAAGGAGGUCUUCUCAUCAAUAUAUAACACCAUAAAACAAGUCUUCAAAUACGUACGUGCUUAUACGGCUCAUGUCCCAUCAUUUGCUGACACGUGGGGUUGGGUUAUUGCCUCUGAUCAACCACUCUGCAUAGACGCUGUGAAAUUGGACAAGAAGAUUGCUGAAAGAAUUGAUGGAGAACUCUUGUACUUGAAUGGCUCUUCAUUUGUGUCCUCAACAAUUUUAAACAAAACGGUCGCGAAAACGCUGAAAAACGAGACUCACGUGUACGCUGAGGAUAACGCGAGGUUUAUUCACGGACAAGGCCUCGCGUAUCGGAGUUAA